ACGCAAGGAAAUUUACAUACAACAAAAUUAUUUCAUUACUUUUGCUUUUCAAAGAUAAACAUACACACAUCAUAGUUCUUAAUAUUCAAAAGUCAUAAACAUCCAACAUUCGCCAUUCAAUCCUUUCACGGUCAUGUUGGUAUUCAUGACUCUCCACCCAACCUUUACAAAAGUUUACAACGGAAUAUGGCAUUGAUCUUCUUGGCCCCAUCGAAAAAGUUAACUACAACUACAAAUAAGAAUACAUAUAAUCAUUGUCUGUACGCAUAAUUUAAUAUGGAAGGCAUAAACCCAAACCCGAACUCAAGCAAUUUGAAGAACACUGUGGAAGAAACGAAUACAAGCAAUCCAAAAAGACGGCGUGGUCUAGGAAUUGUGACACCAAAUGCUUGCACAGAAUGCAGAAAGAAGCGCGCAAAGGUAUCUAUUGACAGUAUUUGAUUCUAUUCAUUAACUUACGACUUUCGCCGAAUUAAUAAUAUGAUUCUUUGACACUGCUAACACUUUUCGGUCUUCCAGUGUGAUGGCGAAACUCCUUGCGCAAGAUGUUUAUCUCAAAAGAACGUCGAGUGUGUUUACGAAAUUCCUGUGCGUCAAUCGAAGGAAAAUAUGAGAUCCGAAAUCGAACACUUAAAGACUUAUCAACAACAAAGUGAGCGUGUGCUUGCUGCUAUUGCCUCACAAGAUCAAACUGCGCAGGUCAUCGAACGACUUCGACAAGGCGAUGGUUUGAAAAGCAUUGCGGACGGUUUGCAAAACCCGUCGCGCGUUGCAUCGGCUCCAGGAGGAAAUAUUACAACAUAUACAAGUUUCACCGAUCAUCAAGCGAUUGGAAAUGCGCUCAGGCCGGCUCGAGGAAUCAUCACAUCCCCAUUCACAGCGUCAGGACAAGGGGCCUUGCCAGCACCAUCUACCGACUGUCACAAUGAGGAGAAUCAAGGGAUGUGGAGUCAGUGGCCCGAUAUAAAUAAUGUAUCAUCUGGUACUGCUCCAGGAGAUGACUUGAUGAACUGGACAGCGGAUCCUACGACAUUAUCUGAUCAUCUUGAUUAUUCGGGAACUGGAGGGACUUGGAAUGACGAAGCAUCUCACUAUUCUACACCGAAUAGUGCAAUACUGUAUGCCAGAGGUCAAGGUCAAGAAGCUAUUCUUAACAAUGGAACUGGCUCAUCACAAGGAAACAGUCAAGAAUAUCCUCCAGCAUCAUGGACCAAAGUCACAUCGGAUUCUGCUUUUGUGGACCAUCUCAUGGCACUCUACUUCUGUUGGGAGUAUCCCACAUUUGCUUCGCUAAGCAAGGAGCAUUUUCUUCAUGCUUAUAGAACUGGGAAACAAGACCAUUGCAGUGAGCUGCUGGUCAAUUCGAUAUUGGCUUUAGGAUGUCGGUUCUCUACACAUCCAAAUGCAAGAACUGAUCCCAAUGACAGUUCUACCGCGGGUGGCCAUUUUUUUGCUGAAGCUACACGUCUGCUUAAAUGUGAAGAAGACCGACAUUCUUUGACAACCAUUCAAGCACUAGGGUUGAUGGCAAUUAGAGAAGCAAGUGGAGGUCGUUCUAGCGCGAGCAUCUAUCUUUCAGGACAGUCACUCCGAUUAGCAAUUGAGAUGGGUCUUCAUCUUGAAGCGAUGGGCGAACGACCCAGCGAACCGGUUGAAGGAACGGAAGCGGUACGACUAGCCACAUUCUGGGGAGCCUUUUCUUUAGACUCGUAUGUUGAGACUCCUCUUUAUUACUUCUAAUGAGUUGAAUUUAUCUCAUGUACUGACGCAUUAUGACAGAGCCUGGUCAUUGACGAUUGGGCGAAUACCUCAAUUCUCGCAUACAACCAAACUGCACAUGAAACCAGCAAUCGUAGAUACGAUUGAAGCAUCUGCUUGGAUUCCAUAUACAGAUGAUGGUAAAGUCUUGCGCAGCCGCAUAUUCUCAAGAAUAUAUUAACUAACACUGUCAGGUGCACCACUGGAGCGUAACUGUACUCAGCCAUCGAAUAUCCGAAGUGUAUACGCAACAUUUUGCGAGCUUUCUGAGCUAGUUCAUCAAUCCUUGUAUCUUUUCUAUGCUCCCGGUUCCAAUUUUACGAGCACUUCUUUACUGCAGAUGUACACUAGGUAUCUCCGUUGGUAUGACUCCAUUCCUGCAGCUCUACGAUUGGGACACAACUUCACACCAUCUGUCUUGUUUUCACAGUACGUACCAUAAAGAUCUUGAUAACAUAUUACGCGUGCUAAAUCAGAAUCUUUAGUAUGUAUUAUCACUACGCCAUCUUGCUUCUUUUCCGCCCCUUUAUCAAACUCGCUUUAAUGGGAUCGGGCGUCUCACCGCGCGAUGUUUGUAACCAAGCUGCAGAUGCAAUUUCCGCUCUCACGAGCUCCUACUCUCAACUUUACACCCUUAGGCGCACUCCUUCAUUUGUACCUCAUUUUAUUCUCGCCGCUGGCAUUACUCAUCUCAUAACCCUGGGCAACACGAAACUCGGUGUUGAAAAGGUUGCUCAAGGAUUUGCAGACCUUAAAGAUAUGGCUAGCUGUCAUGGGUUUGCCUCCCGCGCCUCCAAUAUCCUUCGUCACCUGGCCAAGAAAUGGAAUAUUGAAGUCCCCGGUGGCAAUGAAGAACAAAUAGAGCCUGAUACUUUUGAUUCUCAGGCUCGUCCUUCCUCCUCUUCUUUUAAUCAAUUUUGUACCGCUGUGGAAGAAUCGGAUAUGGUGCGUGGUAUUGGUAUUGCUAGUGAAGGUGAAAAUCCUCUCUUUUGGCCAUUCCCAAUGCAAGGUAAACCGUUGAUGGAUUACAGUGGCGAAAGCCUUGGAAAGCUAGGAUUCGAACGAUUAAGACAAUGGGCUUAAAGUUUGAGCUCAUUAGAUAUGGGAGCUAGGUUCUAGGCAGGAAAUCCCCUUUCCGAUGAUUGGAAUGUGGGAUAAGAUGAACUGAAUGGAUGAGGUGAAAAGUGAUGCCUCAUGUAUUUCAUGGGUAUAAUGCGUGAGCGGAUGGGAUUUAGGCGAGCGAGUGGGAUUUGAGAGUAAUGACGAUGAUAUGACAUGGUUGAUACCUUGGAGGCGUUUUGGUCUUUCUGGCGGAUCUAUUGGGUGAUUAGUUGGUUGAUUGGUUGAUGAUUCAUGAAGAUUUUUUAGUACCUACCUAUGUUAAUCUAUGCACUUGGCUUGGUUAGGAGGAACACAACU
This is a messenger RNA of Sclerotinia trifoliorum, 3177 nucleotides long. Lineage: Eukaryota; Fungi; Ascomycota; Leotiomycetes; Helotiales; Sclerotiniaceae. The record is from the annotation of a GenBank genome assembly.